Messenger RNA from Paramecium octaurelia, 382 nucleotides. Lineage: Eukaryota; Ciliophora; Oligohymenophorea; Peniculida; Parameciidae. The record is from the annotation of a GenBank genome assembly.
AAUAUGCUUACAAGUUUUAAGUUAAAAUUAACAGGAGAGUAAGUCUUGAAUAAAUAAAACAUUGGCUUCAGCUUAGGGAAUAUAAUAAAUGAUACAAAUGUUAAUUCUAACCUAAGAUCAAAUUAGUGUAAAAAUAGCUUAUUUUUGCUUAAAUAAUUACUGAUUUAGUAACCCAGAAAAACGAGAGGGUGGAAUUAUGAAUUAUUUAUCAAUGAUUUAGGUGAAUUGAUAACUAAUGAAAAGAAAGUUAAGGAGAAUGUUACUAACGCUUUAGGUUAACUGAAGGGAUAAUUGACUACAACCAAUCGCCACUGCCAAAUCUAGAAGCAAUAAAUAUAAGCAUAUGAAAGAAACUGAGCACUAACAAAGCACUAACUGAUUU